AACUCAUGCCGUAGCUUUGGGUCUUAGCUUCUACGUGCGGACUGCCGACACGCCCCCUGAAUUGUCCAAAUUUCAAUCGAGAUCCCUCUCUCUCUCUCUCCCUCUCUCUCAUGGCAACCAUCUCUACCUUCUCGUCCCCGCCCUGGCCCAAUUCCAACCCGAACUCUAAUUCUCAAGAGGAACAGUCGAUUCCUCUCGACUCCCAGAACGACUCGGCCAUCUCUUUCCGAUCAAUUGAAUACCAAUCUAUUGGAUCCCACGGCCUUGGCCACGAACGCGACGACGACCACGACAGCGAUCAGAACCCUAACCCUAACAUCUACAAGCCGUUUCCGGCGCCAUAUGACCCGCCAACGCUUGAACCCCACGGCCACGGCCGUAACGAGAACCCUAAUCCUAACAUCCCCAAGCCGCUUGAUCCGCCGACUGUACUCCACCUGUCGUUCAACCAGGACCAGGGGUGCUUCGCUGUGGGUACUGACUACGGGUUUCGGAUUUUUAACUGCGACCCGUUCCGCGAGAUCUUCCGCCGCGACUUCGACGACGGGGUCUCCGGUGUAGAGAUGCUCUUUCGGUGCAACAUCCUGGCCCUCGUUGGCGGGGGACCCCACCCUCAGUACCCACCAAGCAAGGUCAUGAUUUGGGAUGACCACCAGGGUCGUUGCAUCGGCGAGCUAUCUUUUCGCUCUGACGUCCGCUCCGUACGACUACGCCGCGACAGGAUCGUCGUCGUACUGGAGCAGAAGGUCUACGUGUACAACUUUGCCGACUUGAAGCUGCUUCACCAAAUUGAGACCAUCUCGAACCCUAAGGGCCUAUGCGCGGUAUCCCAACUGGCGGCGUCGCUGGUCCUGGUCUGCCCCGGUUUGCAGAAAGGGCAGGUUCGGGUCGAGCACUAUGAUUCGAAGAGAACCAAGUUUAUCAUGGCGCACGACUCGAGGAUUGCCUGCUUCGCACUCACGCCGGACGGGCAGUUGCUCGCUACGGCGAGUUCCAAAGGGACUCUGGUCCGGGUUUUCAAUAGCAUCGAUGGAACACUUCUUCAAGAGGUUAGGAGGGGUGCAGAUAGAGCAGAGAUCUACAGCUUAGCGUUCUCUUCAACUGCCCAGUGGUUAGCAGUCUCAAGUGACAAGGGAACCGUCCACGUUUUUAACCUUAAGGUUAAUCCUGGAUCGCCAGGGAUUGAGAAGUCACGAUAUGCAUCUGAUUCUAAUCUUGCAGUUACACAAUCAAGCUCAUCUCUCUCGUUCAUUAAGGGAGUGUUGCCAAAGUAUUUUAGCUCAGAGUGGUCAGUUGCACAGUUCCGCUUGCCUGAGGGUUCUCAUUGCCUUGUUGCUUUUGGUCACCAAAAAAAUACAGUGGUAAUUCUUGGCAUGGAUGGAAGCUUCUAUCGCUGUCAAUUUGACCCAGCAACUGGAGGAGAGAUGACGCAAGUGGAAUAUCACAACUUUCUAAAGCCAGAAGAAACUUUCUGAUGCCAUGCGUGCAUAUUAUUUCGUUGCUACAUAUAAUAUUCUUUUUUUAACUUUUGGUUCUUUUCUUUCCUUUGACAUAGGGUAUGAGUAAUGACGUUGUAAAUAUAUGUGUAAAAUAUGCUACUGGCCUUCCAAAAAAACAAGGGAAAAAUGAAUGUUAUAACUUUCUGAUCUGUUCAUCACAUACAUUAGAUUAGAUUCUUCAAUCUCAGUUGUGUCUGUGAUGCGUAGUUUGUAAAAAUACUCACUCAUAAGAUACAUGUGCUUGGAUAUACCAAACCAA
Molecule: messenger RNA, 1758 nt
Organism: Juglans microcarpa x Juglans regia
Lineage: Eukaryota; Viridiplantae; Streptophyta; Magnoliopsida; Fagales; Juglandaceae
Product: autophagy-related protein 18a-like
Biological process (GO): nucleophagy; protein localization to phagophore assembly site; protein lipidation
Cellular component (GO): extrinsic component of membrane; phagophore assembly site membrane; cytosol
Molecular function (GO): phosphatidylinositol-3-phosphate binding; protein binding; phosphatidylinositol-3,5-bisphosphate binding
Source: RefSeq, a predicted model, not a curated record